UUGCGCGCCCCUCCUCCCCGGCGGACAGCAGGAGCAUCGGGCGCUCGUGUCUCGGCUUCGACGCUCACUAGUUGUCUCGGGCACCCGCGACAGGCCGAGGGGCCACCUAUCAGCCCCACUUCCACCUUCUGGGAGGCUCAAGGCUUCGGGGACCACUCCCAGAGUGCGCCGUCCGUGUCCUCUGCGUGGGGUUCAGAGCCGCGGCCGCUAGGAGCAGGAGCAAGAUGGGAGGCGGGGAGAGAGACACACUGAAACACCGGCCAGGGCGUAUGUCCGUCUGUCUGCGCCAGAGCAGGCUCUGGGCGCUGCCGCCGCCCUCCCUCCCUCCCUCUUCCCCUGUGCCUCUGCUGUUAGCUCAGCCUAGCUGCUGUUAUAGGGAACUCUGCCCUAGUACUACCGAGCCCGGCCCCAACCCUGCUGGGGCCAGGAAGGGCCACGGGGGUUAAGGGGGCGGGGAGUCGGGAAUGCCACGCUCGUGGGUCCAGGCUUCUGGAAGUCGAAAGAUGCAUUACUUUGUCUAGAGUCAUGCAGUUCUGCCAUUUAGUUAUCAUAGAAUGCAGUGAUUCUAAUUCCUUAAUUUUCAUGGUUCUGGAAUUUAGGUUCAGAGACUCCAGAUCUGAUGCCUACGUUCUUCAGCGAGUUCCUGCUUCCAAACAUUCAAGGACUCUGUGUCUGGGGGAUGGAGUGACAUCAGACUUUGGGAGGCCCCUCUGAGCACAGAUGAGAGUCCCAGGGGGCUGCCAGGAGCUAGCUCUGAGGGGUCUCUCCUGUUCCUCAGGGCCUUGAAUGCGAAUUCUGGCUCAGCACCACCCCUCACGCUUUUUUUUUACCUUUCCCUUCUCUUAUACUUCCCGUUGCUCAGCUUCUAGAAAGACUGCAUUCUGUCCCUACCACCUUUUCUCUCACCCUCGUUACCACAGGCUGAAGACUGGCUCUUGCCCCAUUCCACUUGUCCAGUUCACUAUCAACCUCCUCGUUACUAAAUCCGGUGCACCCAGAUGCUGGCUUCUCUGACCCUCUGGAAGCAUUUGGCCCUGUGGCCCAUUCCUUCUCCAGUGAGUCCCAGCCAGAAACCCAUGACCGAAUCACACAGCCAUUCACCAAAACCUGGCAACCUCUUCGACCCGUGCCUAGACAAGGGGCUCUAAUGGGUCAUUCAUCUAAUCUCUCCCCUUCUCAUUCAUCCUGGUCACCCCAAAACCAAACCCAUUGCCAUGGAGUCGAUUCUGACUCAGCAACCCUAGCCCAUAGUAAUCUUCCUACUAAAUAAGCGGGCAUAUCGUGGCCCUGCUCUGGAGCCUUCACCAGCUCCCCAUUGUCCUCAGACUAGGGUUAGACUCUGGACAGGCACACAGACCCUCUGGUCUCCAGCCAGGCUGAGCCCCUAGAACAAACUUAGGGGGGCAGAUGGGUCUCUGGGGAUGCUCAGGGCCUGGCGGAGGGGUACUACCCAAAGCCUGCAGAAAGGGGACUCACAAUCUGAUUUCCCAGCUUAGGAAACCCCAUCCAGGACUAUGAAUCUUUUCUAGAAGAGAUGGGAUUAGAGCCCUCCUUGAAGCAGGAGGGGGGACAGGGAGGGAGUGGAGUCCUCAGGCAGGGCCACAGAAGGUGGAGUGCCAGGAAUAGUUUGGGCCCUGGGCAUGGAGGGGUUAACUACAAAGCGAAUCUCAGAGAGCAGGAUCAAUGGGCUACUCCCAGCAGUAAGAGAGUGAGGCAGCAGCAACGCAGAGAGGAGCCAGGCAGAAGAGCAUGCCAUCCCUGGGAAAGCAGGGGCUGAGGAGGAGGUGGCCAGUGGCCACUCCCAAGGGAGUGUCCAAACCCAGCUCGGCAAAGGAGGGCAGAGGAGAGGAGGGGCCUUAAAGGAGAAGAGAGGAGUAGGAGCAGCCCCGUACCUGCAGGGAGGCACCAAGGGGCGGCAGCUGACCCAGGAGGACCCCCAGCCUGGCCACUUCCCCCAGGAUCAAGCAAGGGCCAAGUGCCCAGGGUCAAGGUGCCCAUCUGAUGGCGAGAUGUCCGAUGCCCAGAACAUUUCGCUGGACAACGCGGGGAAUGUGGGGGCUGUGGCAGUGCCUGUGGUCUUUGCCCUCAUCUUCCUGUUGGGCACAGUGGGCAAUGGGCUGGUGCUGGCUGUGCUGCUGCAGCCCAGCCCAGGAGCCUGGCAGGAGCCAGGCAGCACCACGGACCUGUUCAUCCUCAACCUGGCCGUGGCCGACCUGUGCUUCAUCCUGUGCUGCGUGCCCUUCCAGGCCACCAUCUACACGCUGGAUGCCUGGCUCUUUGGGGCCCUCGUCUGUAAAGCCGUGCACCUGCUCAUCUACCUCACCAUGUACGCCAGCAGCUUCACCUUGGCUGCGGUCUCAGUGGACAGGUACCUGGCUGUGCGGCACCCGCUGCGCUCGCGGGCCCUGCGCACGCCGCGCAAUGCCCGAGCCGCCGUGGGCCUCGUCUGGCUGCUGGCGGCGCUCUUCUCCGCGCCCUACCUCAGCUACUACGGCACGGUGCGCUACGGUGCGCUGGAGCUCUGCGUACCCGCCUGGGAGGACGCCCGCCGGCGCGCCCUCGACGUGGCCACCUUCGCCGCCGGCUACCUGCUGCCCGUGGCCGUGGUGAGCCUGGCCUACGGCCGCACGCUGCACUUCCUGUGGGCGGCCGUGGGGCCCGCGGGCGCCGUGGCGGCGGAGGCCCGGAGGCGUGCCACAGGUCGAGCGGGGCGCGCCAUGCUGGCGGUGGCCGCGCUCUACGCGCUCUGCUGGGGGCCGCACCACGCGCUCAUCCUCUGCUUCUGGUUCGGCCGCUUCGCCUUCAGCCCGGCCACCUACGCCUGCCGCCUCGCCUCACACUGCCUCGCCUACGCCAACUCCUGCCUCAACCCACUAGUCUACGCGCUCGCCUCGCGCCACUUCCGCGCGCGCUUCCGCCGUCUGUGGCCCUGUGGCAGCCGUCGCCGCCACCGUGCCCGCUGUCGCCCGCGCGCCCGUCGCGCCCUCCGCCGAGUCCAGCCGGCCUCCUUGGGUCCCGUCGGCUGCCCUGGCGACGCCCGGGCUCGCGAGAGGCUGCCCGCGGACGGCGGCUGGGGCGAGGGCCCUGGGAAGGAGUCUGCCCGCCGCGGACAAGUCCUUUCUAACCAUGGACAGGAAUAA
This is a messenger RNA of Loxodonta africana (African savanna elephant), 3140 nucleotides long. RefSeq names its product galanin receptor 3 (gene GALR3). The coding region runs from base 2010 to 3140 and encodes 376 amino acids. The record is from RefSeq and is a predicted model, not a curated record. Gene Ontology annotation, molecular function: galanin receptor activity. Gene Ontology annotation, cellular component: plasma membrane. The transcript is spliced from 3 exons. Gene Ontology annotation, biological process: neuropeptide signaling pathway; negative regulation of adenylate cyclase activity. NCBI's taxonomy places the organism in Eukaryota, Metazoa, Chordata, Mammalia, Proboscidea, Elephantidae.